Drosophila novamexicana is the source of this 773-nucleotide messenger RNA. Its product is annotated as seminase-like. Gene Ontology annotation, biological process: proteolysis. The transcript has 2 exons. The coding region runs from base 39 to 623 and encodes 194 amino acids. The record is from RefSeq and is a predicted model, not a curated record. Gene Ontology annotation, molecular function: serine-type endopeptidase activity. Lineage: Eukaryota; Metazoa; Arthropoda; Insecta; Diptera; Drosophilidae.
UUGGAUUUCUCUGCAGUUAAGGAUUGAAAGUUGUUGAAAUGAAACAACAAGUGCUGCUAACGUUGUUUAUCUGGAUUCCCUUUGUCAGAAAUGGCUUCACGGCACUUAAAACCAACAUGGACAUAUCGAUGGUCAGGCUACACAGUCCCUUAAAAGGCAGCAUGACCGAAUUCAUUAAGCUGGCCCCCGUAAUGCCGGGCCUUGGCGAAACAUAUCUUACAUUUGGAUGGGGCUUCGACAGCCUGGAGGUACAGCCACCUUCAGAUGAUCCACGAAAGACAGACCUGACAUUUACGGCGCUGGAUACAUGUAAAACAAAAUUUCAGACGGGAUUCGUCUCGGACACUGUUCUGUGCGCGAAAAUGCCCGAGGAUAGUUUUGAGUGCAUUUACGAUGGUGGUUCUCCGGUGGUCUGGAAAAACCAACUCGUUGCCGUCGCCUCGGUGGGAUUUACAUGUAGGAAUACUUCACUUCCUGGCAUUUAUACGAGCGUGAUCAAACUAUCACCUUUUAUAAAGAAUAUUCGGAGAGGCAUCAGGUCUGGUGAAUUGGCGCGUCGCAAAAGGGAAAUCCGUCAGCAGUGGGAAAGCCUAAAAAGAUCACCAAGCCCAAAGGAUACUUAAGUCAUUGAAUGUCCAUCUUCACUAAAACAAAUUUAUUGACUUUUGAAAUUGUUAAAUAAUAAACGCCGCAAUUUAAGUGGAAUCGCCGACAAGAUAUUAACUAGCAUCUAGCUGAAUUAAAUUCCUUAAAUAAAAAUCAAUCGCAAACUA